Messenger RNA from Lactuca sativa (garden lettuce), 1460 nucleotides. RefSeq names its product damage-control phosphatase At2g17340. Gene Ontology annotation, biological process: coenzyme A biosynthetic process. Gene Ontology annotation, molecular function: pantothenate kinase activity; ATP binding. Gene Ontology annotation, cellular component: cytosol; nucleus. The record is from RefSeq and is a predicted model, not a curated record. NCBI's taxonomy places the organism in Eukaryota, Viridiplantae, Streptophyta, Magnoliopsida, Asterales, Asteraceae.
AACUGAAAGUCUGAAACCGAUCGAUCGGAAAAGCCACGCCACCAUUUUCAUUCAUCACUGAUUAACUCACUGCUUCUGAGUUCUGUCUGCUGUGUUUUUGGUUGGUGGAAACGAAGGCAAGAAGAAAGAUCGGAGAAAUGGAGAGCUCGGGAGAGAUGGUGGCGUUCCCCUUGUUGAUUACGCCGAUCGAGACCAAUUACAGGGCAUGCACGAUCCCCUACAGGUUCCCCUCUGAUAACCCCAAGAAACCAACUCCCACUGAGCUCUCUUGGAUCAACCUCUUCGCCAAUUCGAUUCCCUCUUUCAAGAAGAGAGCAGAAAGCGAUGAUACUGUCUCCGAUGCUCCUGCUAAAGCUGAAAAGUUUGCUCAAAGGUAUACUGAAUUACUAGAGGACUUCAAAAAAGAUCCUGAAAGCCAUGGUGGACCACCUGAUUGCAUACAUCUUUGUCGUAUGCGUGAGCUUAUCCUCAGAGAGGUUGGUUUCAGAGACAUAUUCAAGAAAGUUAAGGAAGAAGAAAAUGCCAAAGCAAUAACCUUAUUUAAGGAAGUUGUUGAGUUGAAUGAUGCUAUUGAAGAUGAAUCAAAGCGAAUGGAGAAUUUGGUCAGAGGAAUAUUUGCAGGGAACAUAUUUGAUCUAGGUUCUGCACAGCUUGCAGAGUUAUUCUCAAAAGAUGGAAUGUCCUUUUUGGCCAGUUGUCAAAAUAUUGUUCCUCGACCUUGGGUUAUUGAUGAUUUGGAUGCUUUCAUUUCAAAAUGGAGCAAGAAACCUUGGAAAAAGGCUGUGAUAUUUGUGGAUAAUUCAGGUGCAGAUAUUGUUUUGGGUAUAUUGCCUUUUGCUAGAGAAUUACUUCGUCAUGGGACAAAGGUUGUAUUGGCAGCUAAUGACCUGCCUUCUAUCAAUGAUGUAACUUAUCAUGAGCUACUGGAGAUCAUCUCAAAGUUGAAGGAUGAAAAUGGAAAGCUUUUGGGUGUUGAUAUUCAGAAUCUUUUGAUUGCCAAUUCUGGUAAUGAUUUACCGGUAAUUGAUCUUGCCAGCGUGUCACAAGAGCUUGCAUACCUGGCAAGUGAUGCUGACCUGGUAAUUUGUGAAGGAAUGGGUCGAGGAAUCGAGACAAAUCUUUAUGCUCAAUUUAAGUGUGAUUCCCUCAAGAUUGGAAUGGUGAAGCAUCAAGAGGUUGCCCAGUUCCUUGGUGGGAGGCUGUACGAUUGUGUAUUCAAGUUCAAUGAAGUUGCAACUUGUUGAUUUAAUUCUUUCUGAAAACUAUAAAAUAUAUAUAUAACUUUGAGGAGGAAGUGUAGUAGUUUGUACUCUGUAGAUGAUGACACACACAAUGAAUCUGGUGUCUUUUUUUUUUGCCUAACCACUUUCUUAGUUCGAAAGAAUAUUUUGAUAAGUGGGAAGUGUAGGUGAUGUGAAAAUUAAAUUGGUUCCUAAUUAAUGCUCCUACGUAUUCAAUAA